Molecule: messenger RNA, 1363 nt
Organism: Carcharodon carcharias (great white shark)
Lineage: Eukaryota; Metazoa; Chordata; Chondrichthyes; Lamniformes; Lamnidae
Product: gastrula zinc finger protein XlCGF49.1-like
Exons: 2
Coding region: 131-889 (252 amino acids)
Biological process (GO): regulation of transcription by RNA polymerase II
Cellular component (GO): nucleus
Molecular function (GO): RNA polymerase II cis-regulatory region sequence-specific DNA binding; DNA-binding transcription factor activity, RNA polymerase II-specific
Source: RefSeq, a predicted model, not a curated record
GCGCAUGCGCAAUCUCUGGACGCAGACGAGAAUUGGAAGGGGAGGAUUUGCAAACGGGGAACUCAAACCAAACACGUCAAGAUCUGACAGUCACUCGAUUCAUCAGGACCUGAAUAUCAUUGGUCUUUGAAUGUGGAGGGAGAAAUGUUUGUCUGUUCCGUCUGUGGGAAAAGAUUUCAAACAUCAGUGUGACUGGAACGAGAGACACACACACACCCGAGUGAGAGUGUUCCAGUGCACUGACUGUGGAACGAACUUUAACCAGUUACACAGCCUGAAAAGACAAAUCACACCGUUCAUAGCAGAGAAACUGUACACGUGUUCUCUGUGUGGACGAGGCUUCAACUUAUCAUCCAACCUGGAGACACAGAGACACUUGAACAUGGAGAAACCGUGGAAAUGUGAGGACUGUGGGAAAGGAUUCAAUUACCCAUCCCAGCUGAAAAACCAUCGACGCAGUCACACCAGGGAGAGGCCGUUCACCUGCUCCGAGUGUGGGAAGGGGUUCACUCAGUCAUCCAGCCUGCUGACACACCAGCGAAUUCACACUGGAGAGAGGCCAUUUACCUGCCCUGAGUGUGGGAAGGGAUUCACUCGGUCAUCCCACCUGCUGAGACACCAAUGGCUUCACACUGGGGAGAGACCAUUCACCUGCUCUGAGUGUGGGAAGGGAUUCACUCAGUCAUCUGACCUGUUGAUACAUAAGCGGAUUCACACUGAGGAGAGACCAUUCACCUGCCCUGUAUGUGGGAAGGGAUUCACUGGGUCCUCUGAACUGGUGAAGCACCAGCAAGUUCACACUGGAGAGAGACCGUUCACCUGCUCUGAGUGUGGGAAGAAAUUCACCCAGGCAACUAACCUGUGGACACACCAGCGAGCUCACAACUGACUCCAGAGUUUGGAUUCUGCUGUUAUUGCUGCUGUUAAUAACACCAAAAACUGAACCUUCUUCAUUCUGAUAGCUGGGGUUUGUUUCUGCUGAUGUUCACAAUCCCUGUAACUGGGCUGAAAUUUAAUGUUCUGGAUCCAUAGCUGAUUGUGUUCUCGGGGCUGCAGUGGACCAGGAGGCUCCACAAAUAUCUCCAUCCUCAAUGAUGGAGGAGCCCAGCACAUCAGCAUGAAGCAUUUGCAGCAAUAAUCAGCCAGAAAUACCUAAUCGAUCCAUCUCGGCCUCAUCUGGAGUUCGCCGGGAUCACAGAUAUCAGCCAAUUCAAAUUAAUCCACAUGGUAUUGAGCAAUGAUUGUCGGCACUAGAUACCGCAAAGGCUCUGGGCCCUGACAAUAUUCCGGCAAUUAUACUGAAGACUUGUGCUCAAUGCCGCACCCAUAGCCAAGCUGCUCCAGUACAGCUACAACCCUGGCA